AUGAUUGAAGAGGAGAUAGAGCAGCUAAGGCAAAUUAGAGUGGAGAAGAUACGGAAGUUCUUUCAGUUAGCUCACAGCCUCGAGGUUUGUAAUGUCUAUUGCCAUUUCACCAAAAUCCCCAAACCAAAGUCAGAUGAGGUGAUCUUCAAGGAGGCCAAGGAUAUGGAAGAUUCUAAGGCUAAGGAAAACCUUCAGCCAAUGACUUUGGAAGAGAAAAUCGACUUCUGGACUAAGGAAGCCGAUAAGCUUACUGUUGCUUUGGCUGAAUGUCAUGACGUGUAUAGCAAGAUACCGCACUCUCAGUUACGCAACCGCAAGUAA
Molecule: messenger RNA, 321 nt
Organism: Arabis nemorensis
Lineage: Eukaryota; Viridiplantae; Streptophyta; Magnoliopsida; Brassicales; Brassicaceae
Source: the annotation of a GenBank genome assembly